AUGGGCAGCUUCCAGCUGGAGGACUUCGCGGCGGGCUGGAUCGGAGGUGCAGCCAGUGUCAUCGUUGGCCACCCUCUAGACACAGUCAAGACUCUCCUGCAGGCCGGCGUCAACUAUGAGAACACCCUCAGCUGCAUCCGCACGGUGUACAGGAGGGAGAGUGUGUUCGGCUUCUUCAAGGGCAUGUCCUUUCCCCUUGCCAGCAUCGCUGUCUACAACUCGGUGGUCUUUGGGGUCUUCAGUAACACGCAGCGGUUCCUCAGCCAGCACCACGGCCGGGAGUCCGAGGCCAGCCGGUCCCGCACACUGUCUGACCUUCUCCUGGCCAGCAUGGUGGCCGGCGUGGUCUCCGUCGGGGUGGGGACGCCCGUGGACCUCAUCAAGAUCCGGCUGCAGAUGCAAACGCGGCCGUCUCAGGAAGCCAACCUUGGUUUGAAACCCAGGGCAGUGGCUCUUGGGGUGCAGCCCAUUUACCAGGGACCUGUGCAUUGCAUCGCAACCAUCGUGAGGACUGAGGGCCUGGCAGGGAUGUACCGGGGCGUUGGUGCCAUGCUGCUGAGGGAUGUCCCAGGCUACUGCCUCUACUUCAUCCCCUAUGUGUUCCUGAAUGAGUGGAUCACACCUGAGGCCUGCACGGGCCCCAGCCCCUGUGCCAUGUGGCUGGCCGGUGGCAUGGCAGGAGCAAUUUCUUGGGGGACGGCAACUCCUAUGGAUGUCGUGAAAAGUCGACUCCAAGCUGACGGGGUUUAUUUAAACAAAUACAAAGGUGUCCUGGAUUGUAUCUCCCAGAGUUACCAGAAGGAAGGUCUUAAAGUGUUUUUCAGAGGCAUCACGGUGAACACCGUGCGUGGCUUCCCCAUGAGCGCCACCAUGUUCCUUGGGUAUGAGCUUUCACUGAAGGCGAUCCGUGGGGACCACACCGUGCCCAGCCCCUGA
Molecule: messenger RNA, 936 nt
Organism: Enhydra lutris kenyoni (northern sea otter)
Lineage: Eukaryota; Metazoa; Chordata; Mammalia; Carnivora; Mustelidae
Product: solute carrier family 25 member 48
Exons: 7
Coding region: 1-936 (311 amino acids)
Biological process (GO): transmembrane transport
Cellular component (GO): mitochondrion
Molecular function (GO): transmembrane transporter activity
Source: RefSeq, a predicted model, not a curated record